AUGCUUUCAAAAGCUUUCACUACAGCCGCUAUGGCUCUGGCCUAUGCUGGCAUGGCCUCUGCCCAAACAUUCACAGAAUGCAACCCCCUCGAGAAGACUUGCCCUCCCAACCCUGCUUUCGGAGACCAAAAGAUUGACUGUGACUUCGCCAAGGGAGAGUGCAGUGCUUUCCACAACAUGAUUGCCACAGAUAUCAAGUACAACGAGCAAGGUGCUCUCUUCCAGAUCAACUCGGAGACUGAGGCUCCUACAAUCCGAUCAGACAACUACCUCAUGUUCGGCCGACUUGAUGUCGUCGUUCAAGCUGCCAAGGGUGCUGGUAUCGUCACCAGUGUUGUUCUUCAGUCUGACGAUCUCGACGAGAUUGACUGGGAAUGGACUGGUGGUGAUGAUGCUCGUGUCCAGUCCAACUACUUCGCCAAGGGUGACACUACCUCCUACGACCGAGCUAUCUACCACCCCGUCAGCACCCCUCUUGACACCACCCACAAGUACUCUGUUGAGUGGACAUCCAAGAAGAUCGACUGGCUCAUUGACGAUGUCGUUGUCCGAACCUUGAACGCUGCUGAGGUAGCUAACCGUAAGGGUUAUGAGAUGCCCCAGACUCCUAUGCAAGUCAAGCUUGGAACUUGGGUUGCUGGUGGAAAGAACAGCAACGAGGGAACCCGAGAGUGGGCUGGUGGCUACACCGAUUUCAAGCAGGCUCCUUUUGAUGCUUACUACCGCAGUGUCACCAUCAUCGACUACGCUGGUAAGGACGCCCCAGGCAAGAGUGGUGCUAAGGAGUACGUCUGGACCGACAAGACCGGUUCUUGGGAGAGCAUCGAGGUCAAGAAGACUCUGUCUGAGGGCAACGACGAGGAGACCAGCGCCAGCACCACUGUUUCUAAGCCUACCCAGACUGCUCAACCUACCAAGACCAAGACUGAGGCUCACACCACUAUUGUUGAGGAGACCACCAGUGUUGUUCUGACCAAGACUGAGACUGCCCAGCAUGAGUCUAAGACCCACGAGUCCAAGAUCCUUGAGACCAAGGUUGUUGAGACUAAGACUGAGUCUGCUAAGGAGACCAAGAUCACCGAGGUUGCUACUACCUUCUCCACUGCUAAGGCCACUGCCACCGCUGUUGCCAGCACCGUGACCACUGAGGAGGCUGCUGCCACACCUACUGAGGGCUCCAACUCUGGUUCUGGCUCCGACAAGUCCGAGUCUGACUCUAGUGCCGACUCUGGAUCCAAGCCUGAGGUCAACCCUGGUACCAACUCCGGUGCCGCUGUCGAUCCCGCCACUCCCAGCGGCACUGCCACUGAAGCUGCCCCCAGCGAUACCACCCCCAUCGCCGUCAACUCUGGCUCUCGCAUGACUGGCAGCGUCGUUACCGCCUUUGCCGGUCUCAUGAUUGCCCAGAUCCUCAUCUAA
This is a messenger RNA of Fusarium coffeatum, 1419 nucleotides long. RefSeq lists its product as uncharacterized. Gene Ontology annotation, biological process: carbohydrate metabolic process; fungal-type cell wall organization. Lineage: Eukaryota; Fungi; Ascomycota; Sordariomycetes; Hypocreales; Nectriaceae. Gene Ontology annotation, molecular function: glycosyltransferase activity; hydrolase activity, hydrolyzing O-glycosyl compounds. The transcript has 2 exons. Bases 1 to 1419 code for a protein of 472 amino acids. The record is from RefSeq and is a predicted model, not a curated record. Gene Ontology annotation, cellular component: fungal-type cell wall.